Molecule: messenger RNA, 987 nt
Organism: Gracilinanus agilis (Agile Gracile Mouse Opossum)
Lineage: Eukaryota; Metazoa; Chordata; Mammalia; Didelphimorphia; Didelphidae
Gene: ANKRD60
Product: ankyrin repeat domain 60
Exons: 6
Coding region: 1-987 (328 amino acids)
Molecular function (GO): protein binding
Source: RefSeq, a predicted model, not a curated record
AUGCUAGGCAAACCACGAACGUCCAGCCAACCAUGGUCAUCGUUCUAUCGGGCCGUCGGGCGGCGAGCAACAAGCUUGACUCCCCAGAGCCGCCUGGGCAGUGCCGCUAAGCAGUUCUCUCUGCGCGUGCGGCUGGAGGAGACUGGCGAGAUAUUUCGACUGCACAACUGCCGCCACGAAACCACCCUGCGGGAACUGAGGGAGGAGCUAGAUCUGGUGUCCGGGAUUCCCUACCACUUCCAGCGCGUCUGUUACCUGGACCAAGGAGUUUUGAUGGAUGAUUCCACAUUAGCGUUCCAUGAUAUUGUUCCUGGUGGAACACUUUCAAUGUAUAUCUGGCCACAGGAUGGAUGGAAAGAACUUGUUUUCGCUGCUGUGGAAGGGGACUCUAGUAAGCUAUCUUGUCUAGGUGUUACUGAAGAUUCCUUAUACAGAACUCCACAUUCUUUACUUUUAACAGCAGAGAAACUUAAGGAAUGGAUAGAUGACCGAGCUUUCGUGGCUUUGUAUAUUACAGCACAUAGAGGCCAUUCGGAAGCUGUACGUUUUCUCCUAGCAAAUGGAACCAGUAGUCAGGGUAGAACACCACUAGGCAGAACUCCUCUUCAUGCUGCUGCAGCCGCAGGGCAAAUCAGCACUAUAAAUCUACUUCUUGAUCAUGGGGCAUAUCUCAGUGACAAGGAUUUUAAGGGAGAAACAGCAACAGACGUAGCACGCCGCCUGAAAAUCCUUUUCAUACCUGCACUUGCGUCUCCAUUCACAAGAGAGCGGAGAGAAAUAAUCCUGACCACAAACUGUGAUCACAAACAAAAGUCCCUGGUGCGUCUCUCCAAAAGAAGCAAAACCACCAGCAGUGUGGUGAAUUCGGAGCUGUCUGUGAUGUCGCAGAAUCUGUCUGCUGUAAUCUUGCCCAUGCUGAGAAUUGUUCUUCUUCUUAUCCCAGGAGAGGAAUCUGAGCCCGAUUUUCCAGUGCACCAAGCUGGCUGA